CUAAAUUCCCGUUGUUAGAGUUGGUAUCUAUAUUUAGCUAGUGGGAUUAAAUUGCAAAGGCUUCAAGCUGGGCAAAGCACACUGAUCUGCCUUUUUACAGCUAGACCUGUGUGCUGCAAGGAGCUGAGGCCUUCAGUGUUCCCUUCCUUACCCAGGUUACUCACAGAAUGGAUUCCCAGCGGGAACUUGCAGAGGAACUGCGGCUUUACCAAUCCACCCUUCUUCAGGAUGGUCUAAAAGAUCUCCUGGAUGAGAAAAAAUUCAUCGAUUGCACCCUAAAAGCAGGUGACAAAAGUCUUCCUUGCCACAGAUUGAUUUUGUCAGCUUGUAGUCCUUACUUCCGUGAGUACUUUUUAUCUGAAAUUGAUGAGGCGAAAAAAAAGGAGGUAGUGCUAGACAAUGUGGAUCCUGCUAUACUUGAUUUAAUCAUCAAAUACCUGUACUCUGCCAGUAUUGAUCUCAAUGACGGAAAUGUGCAAGAUAUUUUUGCAUUGGCCAGCCGCUUUCAGAUCCCCUCAGUGUUUACUGUCUGCGUUUCUUAUCUUCAGAAAAGACUUGCUCCUGGUAACUGCCUAGCCAUCCUAAGAUUAGGACUUCUUCUUGACUGCCCGAGACUGGCCAUUUCUGCCCGUGAAUUUGUGUCUGAUCGCUUUGUACAGAUUUGUAAGGAAGAGGACUUUAUGCAACUGUCUCCACAGGAACUGAUCUCAGUCAUUUCAAAUGACAGCCUAAAUGUAGAAAAAGAAGAAGCAGUAUUUGAGGCAGUGAUGAAAUGGGUGCGAAUAGACAAGGAAAACAGGGUUAAAAACCUUAGUGAAGUGUUUGAUUGUAUCCGUUUUCGCCUUAUGACAGAAAAAUAUUUUAAGGAUCAUGUUGAGAAAGAUGAUAUAAUUAAAAGCAACCCAGACCUCCAGAAAAAAAUCAAAGUUCUAAAAGAUGCUUUCGCAGGCAAACUCCCAGAACCUAGCAAAAAUGCUGCGAAGACUGGGGCUGGUGAGGUGAAUGGUGAUGUUGGUGAUGAAGAUUUACUUCCUGGUUACCUGAAUGACAUUCCCAGGCAUGGAAUGUUUGUAAAAGACCUCAUCCUCUUGGUUAAUGACACAGCCGCAGUGGCUUAUGACCCCACGGAAAAUGAAUGCUACCUUACUGCACUGGCUGAGCAGAUUCCCAGAAAUCAUUCCAGCAUCGUUACCCAGCAAAAUCAGAUAUAUGUGGUAGGAGGACUAUAUGUGGAUGAAGAAAAUAAGGAUCAACCUCUACAGUCAUACUUCUUCCAGCUCGAUAGCAUAGCAUCUGAAUGGGUUGGACUUCCACCUCUGCCUUCAGCCAGGUGUCUCUUCGGUCUGGGAGAGGUAGAUGAUAAAAUCUAUGUAGUUGCAGGCAAAGACCUUCAAACAGAGGCUUCGCUGGAUUCAGUAUUAUGCUAUGAUCCUGUGGCUGCAAAAUGGAAUGAAGUAAAAAAACUCCCUAUCAAAGUCUACGGCCAUAAUGUGAUUUCACAUAAAGGGAUGAUAUAUUGUCUAGGAGGAAAGACAGAUGACAAAAAAUGUACAAACAGAGUGUUUAUCUUCAACCCCAAGAAAGGAGAUUGGAAAGAUCUGGCUCCAAUGAAAACUCCUCGUUCCAUGUUUGGAGUAGCAGUCCAUAAAGGCAAAAUUGUGAUUGCAGGAGGUGUCACUGAAGAUGGUCUUUCAGCUUCAGUUGAAGCUUUUGACCUUACAACAAAUAAAUGGGAUGUAAUGACUGAAUUUCCCCAAGAAAGAAGCUCCAUCAGUUUGGUCAGCCUGGCUGGAUCUCUGUAUGCAAUUGGUGGUUUUGCUAUGAUUCAACUGGAAUCUAAAGAAUUUGCACCCACUGAAGUCAAUGACAUAUGGAAGUAUGAAGAUGAUAAAAAGGAAUGGGCUGGGAUGUUGAAGGAAAUACGUUAUGCUUCAGGAGCUAGUUGCCUAGCAACACGUUUAAAUCUCUUCAAACUGUCUAAACUGUGAACAAGGUGACAAAACAUAAUAGAUUGGGAGGUGGUUUGUUUGGUGAAUGGGGCUUUAAUUUAUUCUGUUUUUUAAAAGCUUGUACAGACACUCAUGUAGAAAUUAUUCAGGAAGUUAUUGUCUAAGAGAUGAGCGGUAGGUAACAAAACCUCGGUCAUUUGACUCUUCAAUGUAAUGAUCACAGCUUAAAACCAUUUUCUAAUAAUAAAUUAAAUAUUCAGUUGAACAAAUUAUUUUGUGAAUCUGUUUCACUCAAUGGAUUGUAAAGGAGGCUCCUAAAUUUGAGUUGUUUGCUAAUCAUUUCACUUGCAUCAUUAGGGUAUCCUUACACUGAUUUUCUAUUACAAUUGGAAGUGGAGAAUAUGUGCACCUACACUAAAAAAAUGUUUAAAAUAUCAAAAACCUCUCCUCGUGCUUCAAAAUGACAGGAAUCCUGUGCAUUAUACUAAGAAUUACAUACCAUAAGAUGACUUCAGAAAUGCUACUUCAGAAGUGUAAUAAAUGGAUGGGGAGAUCAUUUGAUGAGGAAAAGUCUCUUGUAAGUAAAAGUAGUCAAAUUCAAAUGGCCUUUUCUCUCCAUUCUUUUUGCGACACUGGCAUAUUAUUUGUGGUUUCCAAAUCAAAUUUUAAAAAUUUUAAUUUAAAACCAGUUAAUCACAGUCUUCAAGCCAUUAACUACAGCAUCUGUGGCAGGAGGGUGAGGGAGCACCCUUAGGAAAUGGAUUGAUUCUUUAAACUGCUGGGGCAGAAGUUGGGGUCAGUGGGUGAUAUGGAGGAGGAAGUGUAUUCACACUCCAUGAAAGGGCUACCUAUUUGCUAAAUUUCUGACAGCAAGGAAGGUGACUGUAUUAUUUCAUUUUCUGGGAUGUGAUAUCCUCCAUUCACUGUUCCUUCUUAGUGCAUAUAGUAAGUUGACUCCUCAAUCUGCUCAUAACCAUCACAUUCAACUCUGUGCAAGUCAUCAAUUAAUCAUCACUUUUAGCCACACACCAACUUAUGAGUCUCACACAGAUUUCAUAGACAUAUAUUUGACUUCUAUCCUUACCCGUAUUAUUUUCUGAAAAACCUGACUUGGGACUAAUUUGGAACGUUCAUGAUUAUUUGUCAAGGAGUUGCAUAAAGAACAGAUCUAAGUGUCCAUACACUUUGUUUCUCUACCAUAAAUACAGAAAUAUAUUUAACAGAAACAAGUUUUAUUUUGGGUACUUAAAGUAGAAUCCUGAUUACUUUUCUAUAUGGAAAAAUACUUUUCUUAAUUAUAGCAUGAAUACGGAAUCAAGAAAUUCCCAGUGGAAAAUCCUACAGGUUCUUCAACAAAUAAACUGUUAGGAAGAGGAAGGGGCACUUAUAAAGACAGACUCAAAAGGGUGGAGGAAGAGGGGGCCACAGGGAUUAUGGUGUCCAGAAAUGUACAUCUGGGUGAUAAAACUGUUAAG
Symphalangus syndactylus (siamang) is the source of this 3424-nucleotide messenger RNA. It is a transcript of the gene KLHL41, whose product is annotated as kelch like family member 41. Gene Ontology annotation, biological process: regulation of myoblast proliferation; regulation of myoblast differentiation; regulation of skeletal muscle cell differentiation. The record is from RefSeq and is a predicted model, not a curated record. Gene Ontology annotation, molecular function: protein binding. Gene Ontology annotation, cellular component: sarcoplasmic reticulum membrane; M band; cytoskeleton. Lineage: Eukaryota; Metazoa; Chordata; Mammalia; Primates; Hylobatidae.